This is a messenger RNA of Toxorhynchites rutilus septentrionalis, 2698 nucleotides long. RefSeq lists its product as uncharacterized. The coding region runs from base 28 to 2568 and encodes 846 amino acids. The record is from RefSeq and is a predicted model, not a curated record. NCBI's taxonomy places the organism in Eukaryota, Metazoa, Arthropoda, Insecta, Diptera, Culicidae. The transcript is spliced from 2 exons.
ACAAACGCAUUGCGUGUGUAAGGAUUCAUGAGGCCUGAAUUGUUGUGGAAUAAACAUUAUCCACAAUCAAUUGAUACAAUGGACGACUUAAAAGAAUUUGUUGAUCUGGACAAAAUAACGAACGCCGAAUUCAAGGAGCAGAUAAAAAUUUGGAUGGAAGAGCAAGGCAUCCACGCUAAUCUUCAGCUACAGAUGAAAAAGGAUUUGAUCGAGCAGAUCAGCCGGACUGCUUUGGGACGGAAAAUUUCACUGAAGCUUCAAACCCACCAGGGUAUAGUACUCUCCCCGAUGGUACUGGUCCUGAACACACUGGUGGCCGAGUUCCUCUACACCCAGAAUUGCCACUUUGCCCUGUCGGUGUUCAGCAAUGAGGUGCCCUUCAAGAACACGCUGCCCAAUUUCGCCAAAUCCAAACACUUCCGGUUGGAUCGAAACGAACUGAGAGAAAUCUUCCAAGCGCUCGGGAUCGACCAUCACACCGAGCUGAUCGAGAAGUAUGAAGCGAAGAGCAAGGAGGGUGCGAAAUCUCUGUUGUACAUAAUUUUCAAAUCGAUGCUAGCGUCGGUACGCAGGAACGAUGAAAAGUUGAAGCAAUGCCGGAAAGAGGAAACCGAUCGUGUGGCAACGAAAACACUGCUCGAAGAGAUGGAGGUGGGGAAAUUGCAUCGGAAUGUGGAAAAAUUGCUGCAGAGAGUCCGAUUUGUCGGCAAAAGCAUCGAGCGGAUUGAGGAGCUUCAACGGGACGAAAGCCACGAAGACAACCGCGAUGAGGAAAUCAGUUCACUUAAAAUUUGCACCGAGAACAUAUCGAAACUGCUGGGCAAGCUGGAAGCUUGUUCCAAAGCGUUUGAAGAGUUUAUGGCCAAACUGCAGUUGCAAACAGAGAGUCAACACGAGAUCGGGGAAGCGCCAAAACAGGAAGCCAAGUCACAAGAGCCAAAAACUUACGCAGAUUUUUUAAACGAACUGAAAACCACUGACUACGGGAAAAAAUAUGUUGCCAAGCUCCAGAAACAGAUAACCAAGUUGAUGGAUAAGGAAAAGGUGUUACUGGAAUCUAAAUUUGCAAAUAAAUUGCAUAAAGCAGAGCUGGAGCACCAAUCCAAGCUGGAGAGGCUACUAUCAGAGCGCAUCAAUGAAAUAUCGAGGGCAAAGGAGAGAGAGUUAAUCAAAUCACCGAAACUGACAAACAGAACUAGUGAAACAGAAGAAAGUGUUCAUUUCAUGAAGAAAAUUGACGAAAAAAUAGAUCAGCUGUAUCAGCAUGAGCGAAACGUCGAUCAAAAGCUGGUCACACUAAAAAGUGAUCUGCAGAAGCACGAAUUGCGACAGAGUAGAUUUUUCCAGUCACUUGAUGCAGCCAAAACCAAGGAGAAAAAGUUGCUGGUCCUACAUGAUGUGGAACGGAAGCUACUGGCAACCUAUGAAGAUGAGACGCAGAAUAUAAUCCAGAACGCAAAAGCUACGAUUGAGCAAUUGGAAAAUGAAAGCGAUAAAAUCAAUCGAUCAUUUCAGCAAUACCUGCACAAGCAGAAGGAAGAUAAACGAAGAUCGAACGACGAGAAAGUACAGAUUUGGCAAAAGUACAACGACCAAAAGCUGGAACUAAAUCAGCGAGAGCUGAUGAAUGUUAAUGGUCAUCAACAAACUGCGCCGAUAGCAAGGGAAAUCCUUCCACCGCUAAAAAACAACUUACCAGAGAUGAUGGAAUUCGAGAAUCCCUUCAAAAAUUUCGAUCCACACAAAUAUUUACGCAGACCAAAAAAUUGCAACGUGGAAUUUAGUGCGCAAAAAGAUCGUAACGUCGUUGACGUGGCUUUGAAUACUUCACCAGAGCCAAAAGAAGCUGAAGCAAAGCCACCCAAACCCUCAUCAGCGGAAUCAAAGAAAAAUGAAAACCCGAAAGAAAGCGAUAGCAUAAAUAUCGAGAUAACCAAAACCGAUGUGGUUCCUAGCAAACGAACAGAGCUCCCUAAUAAAUCCAUGAACACAAUAAAUAAAGUACAAUCAGACACCCGACUCAGUGAGCUAUUGGCAAAAGAUACGCUCAACUUGAAGCGGAGCAUCGAGGAGAACCUCCAAAAGCUGGAUGAAAUGAGCAAAACGUACACAAAGUCGUCCUCUUCGAGCGAGACCGGCAAACAACGGACCUACAAUGUGAAACCAACAAACGAGACAGUGGAGGAAAUCGUAGGAAGUGCGGACGAUUCGUCCAGCAGUGUGGAACUGCAACUAUCCGAUGGGGAGUUGAGCGAAGGAAGUAUGCGGAAACGUAUUGGCGACGCUGCGGCAAACAAGAAAAUAACAGAUCUUGACAGCACAAAAGAGCUAUUGGAAUUUGCGGCGAUUAAUUUUCCAAUCGAUGAGAGAGCUGAUAACCGGGGUCCAGAAGGAGAGAUGCCCAAAAAGGAUUCCUUGGAGCUGGGAUCUCUUGGCUCGUUGAGCGAUUUAGACGUAAGUGACGACAGUAGAUCAAACAAUGACGAUAAUAGGGAGGACAGCAUUAUUGAUAUUGUGGAACGAAUAUCUACCGGCAAAAGAUCGCUCUCCGAAAACAGUUGGAGCUAAACGAACAUUUUAAUCCCUAUUCAACAUUUACAAUUGAAAACAAUGAAAUUGUUUCCUAUCAUUAGUACAUACUAUAGUAAUCUUUUUACUUGAAGUGUAUACGUAAAAUCAAUGUUUGAAUACAAGAUGA